Molecule: messenger RNA, 4059 nt
Organism: Seminavis robusta
Lineage: Eukaryota; Bacillariophyta; Bacillariophyceae; Naviculales; Naviculaceae
Source: the annotation of a GenBank genome assembly
CAAAAAAAGAUAACCACGGACGAAAUCCCCGAUCCCCGACAAAAAAUCGAGCCGAGUCAGAGUCGAGUCACUGAGGACAAAUAACUAACUAUGCAAACUAACUAACUGUAAAAGAGAGCGUGACUGAGCCUUGAGAUCUCGAGCAACAAGACGAAAGAAUAAGAGACACUCGACGCUAGCUAGGUUUUUCCAUCCCCAAUCAUCAGCGGCGUCGAAGAUUGCAGUACCAUGAAACUUAAACCAGGUUGUUCAGGUCUCAGCACGUUGCUGCUGACGCUCAGUGUUGUGGCCUGUGCCAACAGUGUACGCUACCGGUACAUGCCAGGAGUCAACGUGCACUCGUUCAAAGAAGGUGAUUAUGUCAAAUUGAAGGUGAACUCUCUCCAAUCCGUCAGCACCCAGAUACCCCUGGACUAUUACAGUUUCAGCUUUUGUCAACCAAGUGACGGAGCUGCGAUGGACAGUGAGAAUCUGGGAGAAUUCUUGGCCGGAAGUCACAUCCAAACCACACCCUACGUCAUCCAAAUGAAAAAGGACAUGUACUGUGAGCAAGUGUGUAUUGCCAAUUUGGGAAGGGCAGAAGUGCCCAAAAUGAAACCAAAUAAGAACGUCAGGGCCAUCCGUGCUAACUACCACCACAACUGGAUUGUAGACAACUUACCUGCAGCCUCCAAGUUAGAAACCGAUAGUUUGAUCAUGACCCGCUAUUGGGGGGGUUUCCCUGUUGGGUUCAUUGCAGAUGACAACAAGAAGGCAUACAUACACAACCAUGUAAACAUUGAAUUGUUUUACCACCCCGUCAAAGACCAAACAUUUGAUUCUGCGUACCGGGUUGUCAAAUUCAUGGUCGAACCAUUUUCCAUCAAACACAAUUUCGAAUACCUUGAGGAGGAAGAUAGAGACCGUGGGACCUAUUCGCCAAGCAUCAACAUUGCCAAGAUCAAAAACCCAAUUGCCUCUUGUAAUCCCAACACACCAUACACUCAAAGGCCUCACACAAACUACAACAUGGUGGUGGAGCGAGGCAGAGAACCACAACCAGCUUCAGGAAGAGCCUUGUUCACAUAUGAUGUCAUUUGGACUGAAGACUACCACACGGAAUGGUCCAAUCGCUGGGAUGUCUAUCUCAGCUUGAAUGGUGCUGUACCUGCAAAAGUCCAUAUUGUCUCUAUUUUUAAUUCUCUUGUAAUUACUUGUGCCCUCAUGGCUCUCUUUGCCUGUUGCGUCGUCAAAAAACUCAAGGACGACAUUGCAAGAUACAGUGAUCAGCCGUCCCACGAUGAAGAAGUCCAAAACACUACCAGUCUCCUCCCCAGCAGCUCUGGACAGGAUGGUUGGAUCCGGGUCUACAAGGACGUAUUUCGGCCUCCGGCAUCGCAACCGAGGUUGUUUGCUUUGGCAUGUGGCACGGGCGCCCAGAUCCUUGCCACACUCCUCCUCAUUAUUGUUCUGGGAUGGCUGGGAGUUUUGAACCCAGCCAGGCGUGGCAGCUUAUACACAGCGGCACCAUUGUUCUUUUGUCUCAUGGGAAUCGUCAAUGGCUACGUGACGGCACGGUUUUACAAGACAUUCUUUGGCCAAUCCUGUGUCGAAACAAUCCGAUUUGCUGCCAUUUGGUUUCCUUCCAUCAAUCUGGCUGUCUUUUUGUUUCUGCAGCUCAUCUUUUGGAGCCACUCCAGUACUGCUGCGGUCCCCUUUGCCACUCUCAUGAUCCUUUUUGUCCUGGUGCUCUGUAUACAGACUCCUCUUGUAUACUUGGGUGGUUACUGUGGAUACCAGAAGGACCCCAUGGCAUGCAUGGUAUACAACUGCGACUGCCUCCCAAGUCCAGUCCCACCGCAGCCAUGCUAUGUGGCAGCCCCCACCACUCUGAUUUUCUGUGGAAUCUUGCCAUUUGGAGCCUGCUUUGUGGAAACAUACUACAUCAUGGCCAGCUUUUGGUUGCAGUACUACUAUUACGAAUUCUUCUUCCUCCUUGUGGUAUUUUUUCUGCUCAUCAUUACCACAGCACAAACGACGGUUCUGGCAAGCUACUUGCAAUUGAGAAAUGGAAAUCAUGAGUGGUGGUGGAGAGCCUUUGGCAAUGCGGGCAGUGCGGUUGGUUGGUUAUUUGCCUAUUCUUGCGUGUACAGUCUGCAGCUGGACAUUCACCACCUGAGUACCCACAUUAUCUACUUUUUGACAAUGGCAAUGGUGUGCUUCGGGUUGUUUUGCAUGCUUGGGUUUGUCGGUGUGAUGGCUUCCCUUGUGUUUCACAAAAUGGUCUUCUCAUCUGUGAGGAUCAAGUUAGGCUAUGAAUUGCUAUCAGAGGAGGAUGGAGUCGAUGAAUUGCAGAUGCAUGAUGUGACUGAUGGCGAACUGGCACCCGAGGCAGCCAACACAAGCGAGGAAGGAAAGCCAACGGAGGAAUAGCAAAGUUAAGGCAAAAAGCACAACUGUUCUCAUAAAUCGACCCUAUACUAAGCACUGCCUCCUUGCCAGUACGCACGUCUCAUGUUCCGGUGUUGCAGGUGCAUGGCAUCAUACGCAUGCAGCCUGCAUCCUCCAAGCACCAUCAGCAUCAGUCUCAAGAAAACACGUGGAUGAUAAGUGGAACGAAUGUGCAUAAAGCGACGGAAUCAACAGCUGCAUCGCUUUGCCCUGCACUUUGGUCUCCUGAGUGUGUCUUCCAGAGUUCGCUCACCUAAUAAAUGCGUUGGCUGUGAUGGUGCGUCAAACACGAGAAGAUCGCGCCCUGCAACAUUCAAGCUUGCCGACAUCUCUUCUUUGGCUUCAGCUUUUAGGAGGCCCUCCAGACUUGGCAGUGCUCUCUAGAGGAAGAUGCACCGGUUCCCUAUCUGGCUAUACAAUAGUUGGCCUCUGAAGUUCGAACUGCUGUUCGGUGCAGACUGAGCCUCCACUCGCGCGAAUAGCGGUAUUAAAAUAGCACGAGAGUGCCCCAUGGACACACUGAAGUUUGAAGCAACCAUUCCCGAAAUCCGUCUGGACCACACUGGCUAUUUCGUACUCUACUCUUCAUAUCGCAUUGCGUCCAAGUCCGAGACCAGCCAGAUCGACAGUCGAGUCCGUACCACAUGUAAGGCCGUAAUAACGGCACGAAGCGACAAAUGCCUGCGUCUUCUUCUUUUGUUAGAGCAUACUGGUAGAGCAGACUCGACUCCACUCAACACCGAUGCUCGGAAACACUUUACGCAUGGCGACAACGUGUCGUGUGGGAAUCGUCGUCUCUCUGCUCUCCCCGUCUCUUUUGCCAAACAAAGCUUUAACGAUUCGUUCCAAGACAGCCCAAAUCUAAACCCGCACGAACCCAAAAGACGAGGCGACCCAACUAUGGCGGCGCGUCUCUGGAGAUGUCAUAAAGCGGUUCCAGUGUCUCGAAGUGCCGCAUUCAUCUGGUUCUCGCCUUCUUUCCGCAUACUUUGGAUCCUGCUUCCUUCUCCGUUACCGCCUGACAAGUGAUGAGUGCUGAUGACCAAAGCGAAGGCGAAGGCGCUUUCCCGGCAAUAGUCGUCGUGCCUACGGCCCCCCCGGAGUGGGUAAAACCCACACCUUCGUGCAAUUCGACCGUUUCUUUGACAUUGCCCCCGCUAGGGCAGAGAGACUCUUUGAGAGCGACGGUCUGUCCUCUUUCGUUGGUCGUGUAUGGCGCCAUCUUACGGCUUUCAUGGGUGAACUUUUUGGGUGGCCGUAUGAGAGGUACACCGUGACGACUCAAUCGUCGGAGUUUUGGUCAGCAUGGGCGUUCCUCUUGCCUUGGCUCAACACAAUGCUGCCAGAAUCGCUGUAGAUGGUUUGCCGGAUGAUCUUAUUGACGAACUAGCGACAAGGCUCUCAAGGAACCCGGGAAUUCUAAGUGAGAAUUGAAGGGUCACAGACGAGUGAUCACUUGCAGAAGGCAGCUCGGUUGCUUUGCACUAUUUGUGGCCACAGGCAAUGACUGCAAGAAAACUGACCAGCACAAAACACUGCUGCUCGCUCCCUGGACAGCAAUAUGCACUCAAUAUUGCGAGAUAUAUUACUUCAUUAUGGACACCUCCAUCUUCUAAUAUACCACAAAGC